CCAUGCAAUAUCUCAAGAUCCCCUCCUACUGCCAAAUACGGGUUGUGUUAAUUUCUUUUCUUUCAACAAUGGUUUGGAACUAAAGUGAAAAGGCCUCUCUCUGGCGUGACUUAAAUUUACUUCUGGAAUUUCAAGUUCUUGGGUCAUGGAACGAUGUGAUAGUCGAGUUAUAAUUAAAGAUAGCAGCUACAAACAGACCUUAGGCACCAUUGAAAGAAUAAAAAAUGAAAACAGCUCAGAUUGUUCACCAAAUAUUUCUAUGUCAUGCACUAACAAUAUCCCAUAUCAUAACAUUGAUUGUGGAGAGAAUAUAUUUUGCAGUAAAAAAAUACUACCCAACAAGAAACCUUUCAUGAUGCCUAAUGAAAUGUACAUCUCAUUGAAUUCCGAAUCCUCUCAGCCUGCGAAGGCGCGCAAUGACUUCUACUCAGCGGGCUACCAUUCGACACCUGCCAGCCCCGAAGAGACUGAAAGGACUCGUAAUAAACAAUUGAAAAAGGAUCUGUCAUCGUUUCACAGUCCUAUAAUUGACAAAAAAUUGCCUUUUAGCUUUUCAACUAGUUUUGUUAGAACUUCUAGGAGUGAAGAUCAUCUUCGUAAAUCAUCUUUAACCACUGUAAACAUCGACAUUGAAGAUGAGCUAGCAUCGUCGCUUGAUACUCUUUUGGAUACAAAAGCUGACGACGUUUUUUACGAUUUAGAAAAGGACGAAAGCCUUGGCAACUCUUGUCCUGAAACUAUUUCCAGCGGCAAUAAGAGCCCUGAUGAACAAGUGAACUCAUCUAAGAGUGAUCUGUCUCAUAGUUCUAGUGGAACAGCCCCUGUGUCGAAAGUUAGCGUGAAAGUCAAUGACUUGCCAGAAGUGAAACCUAGUGGUGCUGAACCUUUGAGUGAAUCUUCUGGUUCUGAGAUCAUACCAUCUGAUUCUUCCAGCACUAUCCGGAGGGACAGCGAGGGUAGUGGGGAUUGUGAAUGCACUAGUGAACAAAUUUCUGCAAUCAGUAGUCUCGAUGAUGCUACAGAUUCUGAUCUUGGUUCGCCCGUAGGAAGUUUAUCCCCAGAGACUGAACUUAACAUAGAUGCCGCAUGGAUGGUAGAUCUAGACACAAAAGAGUGCGUUCUUGAUGUUUUUCAGGACAUCACCAACAAAACCAAAGUGCCCACUAGAACUGCAAAACAGCAGCAACCGCCAAACAUUGAACUGAAUUUGAACUCAGGCCUUAGUGAUGUUCAUAAACUGCAUCCUUCAGCGCUAGUGGUAUCCGCUGAUAAAUCGCCAACCUCUUUAAGCAGCUCACUUUCAGUGCCAAAAGCUUAUGAAGACAAAUUCGAUCUGAGUACGGAAAGCCCGACAUCUCAAGGUUCAGAAGACACGUUUGGCGAGUUGUCAUACCAUGAACUCACUGAGAGUUAUGAUGAGAUAUCUGCUGCUAAUGAAGUUGAAGAACCAGAACCUCAGUCAACGACUCAGAGGAGUGAAUCUCCUCCUACUGACGACGAGUCUGAUAUAGAAAGUCUGCAUAGUUUUCAUUACAGUCCCAAAGCAGUGGAUAUACCUUCAGCAAUUCGUCUGGCCAAAAGAUUGUUCACUCUCGAUGGUUUCAAAAAGACUGAUGUGUCCAGACAUCUUUCCAAAAACAAUGAGUUUAGUAAGGCUGUUGCCGAAGAAUAUGUAAAAUUCUUCGACUUUACCGAUGAAGGUUUAGAUGUGGCUCUGAGGAAGUUUUUGAACCAAUUCUGCCUCGUGGGCGAAACACAAGAGAGAGAAAGAGUCCUUCUUCAUUUUUCCAAGCGCUACCUUGAUUGUAAUCCGAAUUCAUUUAAAUCCCAAGAUGCUGUUCACACACUAACUUGUGCGCUUAUGCUUUUAAACUCUGAUUUGCAUGGAGAGAAUGUAAGACGGAAAAUGGUCUGUGGAGAAUUUAUUCAGAAUUUAUCUGAGUUGAAUGAUGGAGAGAAUUUUCCAAGAGAAGUUUUGAAAACCCUGUACCAUUCUAUUAAAUCCCAUCCACUGGAAUGGGCUCUUGAUCAAGAGGAUGAAAAGAAACCUUCAGCAAAAGAGAAAGGUUCAUCUGAUUACAGACAAAGCUUCUCUUGUCAUAAUCCAUUCCUGGAGGUUCCAAAUCCAAAUUGUGCAACUGAAUAUAAGAAAGGUUAUGUUAUGCGCAAAUGUUGUAUGGAUCCUAGUGGUAAAAAGACUGCUUUAGGACGUCGUAGCUGGAAAAUGUUAUAUGCUACUCUCAGAGAUUUAGUUUUAUACCUACAUAAGGAUGAGCAUGGAUUUAAAAAGAAUCAGCUGUAUGAGAGUCUUCAUAAUUCUAUCAGGAUACACCAUGCUUAUGCUGAAAAAGCACUUGAUUAUACAAAGAAGCAGUAUGUUUUUAGAUUGCAUACUGCUGAUCAAGCUGUAUAUUUAUUUCAAACAAGUGAUUCCAAAGAGCUCGAUAGCUGGGUAGAUACUAUCAACCUUGUGGCAGCUAGUUUGUCUGCUCCUCCAUUGCCAAGUGGUGUGGGCUAUCAGAGAAAGUUCCAGAGACCUUUACUACCUGUUAGUCAUACAAAGCAUAACUUGAGAGAACAGCUUCAAGAUCAUGAAACAAGAAUAGUUUGGCUAGAAAAGGAAUAUGAAGAACUGAUAACAAGAACACCUGAGAAAAGCUUAAAGUCAAGAUUUGUUCAUGAAUAUGCAGAAAAAGAAGCAUAUUUACAGUAUGAGUUGACAAGAUACCGCACGUACGCCUUUCUUCUCAGAACUCGAAUGGCUCAACAUCCAGAACUUGAAACACCUCUAGUGCAAACAAGCAUUGGGGAGUUAGAAGAACCUGUUGAGCGAUCAAAAUCCCCCAAUAGCCCCCAAAAUUCUCCUAGCAGAAAGAGUCCUAAUCCUGUUGAGAGCAAUGCUGUUCCUGAGAAAAACAGCUUAAAAGUCCCGAAAGUGCUGUGAUUGAUUGCUACUUAAAUACAUUAUCGAGGCUUUCUAUAUUUUUCCUAAAAAGAGGAAAUUCGUUUGCUUGUAAGAAAUAAUAAAUAUUGAUGAUUUUGGCAUGAGGUAUGUAUAUUUUUUAUUUCAUGUGAAGUCAACCCAAUUGACUGGGGUCCCUUGUAGCAGAGUAAUUCAUCAACUUGGUGCUCAAAAGUGAUUUCUCUCACAAUAUGGAUUUUAUCAUUAAGAGACUAUCAAAUCUCAUAGUUUUUACGGUGCCAACAUUCUGUGCUUUGCAGUGCAGAUAGUUUUGGAUGUUUCCUGAAAGAUGUCACUCAUUCAUAUGAAUUCAGUCUCUUUUGGUGCAUUUCAUCUUAUUCAUUGAUGUACUUUUUUGUGCUAAGUGUUGUACUUUUUUGUGCUUUAUUUUAAACGAAUUCAAUUCUUGCAUUUUUUAAUAUAAUAUUGUGGUUUGAUUUGCAAUUGUCUAAUUGUGAAACUUUACGUGUGCAUAGCUUAUUUGUAAUAUUUUACCUGUUCUUAUCAUGCUCAUUUUUAAUGUUAUCUGGAAGUUUGUGAGUGAUAAUUAUUAUUUAGAAAAUUCAAAAGGAUAUUUCAACUGCAUUUAAAUGCAUUAACACAACAAAAAGCAUUGAUAAAGGUAGAUGUAAGCAUCUUUAUUUUGUACAUAGUAUUAAAUCAUUUUAUUUAUUAUUAUUUUCUGUCCUGGUGUAAUUUGUA
Argiope bruennichi is the source of this 3664-nucleotide messenger RNA. Its product is annotated as PH and SEC7 domain-containing protein-like. Lineage: Eukaryota; Metazoa; Arthropoda; Arachnida; Araneae; Araneidae. The transcript has 11 exons. The coding region runs from base 146 to 2944 and encodes 932 amino acids. Gene Ontology annotation, biological process: regulation of ARF protein signal transduction. The record is from RefSeq and is a predicted model, not a curated record. Gene Ontology annotation, molecular function: guanyl-nucleotide exchange factor activity; phospholipid binding; protein binding.